Messenger RNA from Danio aesculapii, 2544 nucleotides. Its product is annotated as extracellular calcium-sensing receptor. The record is from RefSeq and is a predicted model, not a curated record. NCBI's taxonomy places the organism in Eukaryota, Metazoa, Chordata, Actinopteri, Cypriniformes, Danionidae. The transcript is spliced from 6 exons. Gene Ontology annotation, molecular function: G protein-coupled receptor activity. Gene Ontology annotation, cellular component: membrane. Gene Ontology annotation, biological process: G protein-coupled receptor signaling pathway. The coding region runs from base 1 to 2544 and encodes 847 amino acids.
AUGCAGUUGAGCUCAUUGUUCAAGAUGCUUCUCUAUCUUUGCACACUUCUGCUUUUUAAUAAGCUUAAAGUAAGUGUGGGAAAUGCUUCUUGCCAAAUAAUGGGAGAACCGAAGUACCCUCUGCUUUUCAAGGAUGGAGAUGUGACUAUUGGUGCACUUUUCCCAGUCCACAGCAUAGAAACAACACCUUCAUUUGAGUUUACACAAAAACCUCAGCUUUUAUCAUGCUCCAGUGUGAGUCUGAGAGAUUUUCGUCUGGCUCAAAUCUUGAUCUUUGCUAUUGAGGAGAUAAAUAGAAGUGAAAGCUUGCUCCCAAAGGUUUCCCUUGGCUACAAGAUUUAUGAUACCUGUAGCUCAAAAUUGUCUUCCAUGAGUGCAACUAUGGCAUUGAUGAAUAGUUUUGAGUUUGCAGGAAGAGACAAAUGCAACAGGCAGACUUCUAUACAUGCUAUCAUUGGAGAAACAGAGUCUUCUGCCACAGUGAUCUUGACUAGAACCACAGGACCUUUCAAAAUUCCAGUAAUAAGUCAUGCAGCCUCCUGUGAAUGUCUGAGUAGUAGAAAAGAUUAUCCCUCAUUCUUCAGGACUAUUUCUAGUGAUUACCAUCAAGGUAGAGCUCUUGCAUACAUAGUCAAGCACUUGGGCUGGUCUUGGGUGGGAGCUGUGAACAGUGACAAUGACUAUGGGAAUUAUGGAAUGGCCAUAUUUCUGAAUACAGCCCAAAAAGAGGGAAUUUGUGUGGAGUACUCUGAGAAAUUCUACAGGACAGAGCCCGAGAAACUAAAAAAAGUGGUAGACACAAUUAAAAAGAGCACUGCAAAAGUUAUUGUUGCAUUUAUUUCAUUUCUUGAAAUGAGAUUACUUGUUGAGCAGUUAAGUGCUGAAAACAUUACAGGCCUCCAAAUAAUUGGUGUGGAGGGAUGGACAACUUCAAAGAGUUUGGUUACUCCAAGAACAUUUAAUGUGCUGAGAGGGUCACUGGGUUUUGCAAUAAGAAAAAUUUAUAUUGAAGGUUUUGCAGAAUAUGUUUUAAAAUCCUUCUGGGACACAGCUUUCCCAUGCAUACAGAAUCAGAGGAAUGAUUCCUGGGUCAUAUUAAAUUGCAGCAGAUAUCAGGAUCUUCUUGUUCUGAAAAAUUACAUUGAAGAUGUGCCUGAACAUAGAUUUUCAAUAAAUGUCUACAACGCAGUUUAUGCUGUGGCUCAUGCACUGCACAGUCUAUUUAAGUGCAAUGAACAAGAGGGUUGUGAGAAAGACCUGUUGAUACAACCACAGCAGGUAGUUGAUGCACUGAAAAGGGUAAAUUUCACUGUAAAGAUGGGAGAUCGUGUGUGGUUUGACAGCACUGGUGCAACACUAGCCCAAUAUGAGGUCGUGAACUGGCAGCAGAAUUCUGAUGGAUCAGUCAAUUUUAAAAAAGUUGGAUACUAUGAUGCCUCUCUGCCUACUGACCAGCGCUUUGUGGUUAACAGCAAAGAGAUACUUUGGGCAGGAGGAAACCUGAAGAAGCCAAGAUCUGUGUGCAGUGAGAGCUGUCCUCCAGGCACCAGGAAGGCAGCACAGAAGGGAAGACCUGUCUGCUGUUAUGACUGUAUUCCAUGUGCAGAUGGAGAAAUCAGUAAUGACACAGAUUCAAAUAACUGCAAGCAGUGUCAAGGGCAAUACUGGUCUAAUGCUGAGAAAAAUAAAUGUGUUCUAAAGACUGUAGAGUUUCUUUCAUUCACAGAGAUAAUGGGUAUAGUGCUUGUUUUUUUCUCACUAUUUGGAGCAGGAUUAACUCUGCUGGUGGCAAUUAUCUUUUACAGCAAGAAGGAUACUCCCAUAGUAAAAGCCAACAACUCAGAGUUGAGCUUCCUGCUGCUCUUCUCACUGACUCUGUGUUUCCUCUGUUCACUUACUUUCAUUGGUCAGCCCACUCAAUGGUCUUGUAUGUUGCGUCACACAGCUUUUGGGAUCACGUUUGUCCUCUGUAUAUCCUGUGUUUUAGGAAAAACAUUAGUGGUGUUAAUGGCCUUCAAGGCUACACUUCCAGGAACCAAUGUCAUGAAAUGGUUUGGGCCUGUACAACAACGACUAAGUGUUCUUGCCUUUACAUUUAUACAAGUUUUAAUCUGUGUGUUAUGGCUAUCAAUAUCUCCCCCAUUUCCCCACAAAAAUAUGAAAUAUUAUGAAGAAAAGAUUAUUCUUGAGUGCAGUUUGGGUUCCACUGUAGGUUUCUGGGCUAUUUUGGGAUAUAUUGGCCUACUGGCUGCCUUGUGCUUCAUUCUGGCUUUUCUGGCUCGGACACUCCCUGAUAAUUUCAAUGAGGCCAAAUUCAUCACAUUCAGUAUGCUCAUAUUCUGUGCUGUAUGGAUCACAUUUAUUCCAGCUUAUGUUAGUUCUCCCGGAAAAUUCACAGUAGCUGUGGAGAUAUUUGCCAUUUUGUCUUCAAGCAUUAGUUUACUAUUGUGCAUUUUUGCACCUAAAUGUUAUAUAAUCCUUCUUAAGCCUGAACAAAAUACAAAGCAAUACAUGUUGGGAAAAACAACAUCUAAGUUCUACUGA